Messenger RNA from Parascedosporium putredinis, 1044 nucleotides. NCBI's taxonomy places the organism in Eukaryota, Fungi, Ascomycota, Sordariomycetes, Microascales, Microascaceae. The record is from the annotation of a GenBank genome assembly.
AUGGACAAAGGGUUGGGCGCGGACCCAAUAACACCUCCGUCGCCGCCAACGGCCAAAGGCGUCAUCAAGCGUAGAGCCUGUGAUGAAUGCCGAACACGUAAACUAGCAUGCUCCAAAGAGCCAGACGGCUGCCUAAGAUGUCGUCGCGAGGGCCUCGCAUGCGUGUACUCUGCGCAGAAACCCAUGGGCCGGCCCAAGAAACGGCGCCAGAGCGAGCUUGACUUCUCCGAGGGAGUGGACAGAGCCGACUUUUGGCCGGAGAACCACGAUGCACCACUCCCAGCCGCGACAUCUCAGCUCGCGACCCUCCACACAACCACAACCAUGUCUUCUCCAGUGACCCGGCCCAAAGCUGAAAAGGAGAGCGUCCACAGAAUAUUCCAAGUCAUUGCCAGAUUUCUCUUCACUCAACAAAUAUCUUGCGACGGCAUUCCAGACCCGGAACUAGCGGCCGCAGCCGGCCCCGAUAUUUCAGACGCUCAGAAACUGUCGGCACGCCUAGCCUCCCACCCCAACGUAACUUGCCCCUGCCUCUCCAGCGUCUACCUAGCCCUCGACUCCUUGAAUAACAUCGCCGCCGACAUCCCCGCCGCCAUAUGUACCGCUCGUGCGACUGCGAAAAUCGCACACGAAAACACCAUGCUUCUCAGCACACUCUUAGCCUCCCUCAGCAACGCCUACUCGCGCCUACUCGAUACCAUCGACAUAGCCGCCGCCGAGGCUCGAGACGCCGGCACCAUGCUCCGCUUUUCGUUUCGUCCACUCGGGAGCGUGUGGAGCGACCUGGGUAGCGACAGCAGCGCCAGUGGUGGUGGUGGUGGUGGCGGCGAGUGCCUCUUGUCCUUGGUCAUCAACGAGUCUGACCUCAAUCCAGAUGUGUGGCGGCUCGCCAUGCGCGCGGUUCUCCGCUACGAAAUUUACGGCUUCAACCUCGAUCCGCCGCCGCCCUCCUUAUGCGCUACAGACGAACUCACGGUACCGGAACACCUCGGCCUCGCCCAGGCUGCGUUGAUCAUCUUGAUGCUGUACGAUGAUGUUGGAUAG